GUCAUGUGAUCAUAAUAGGGGCGGUACACACAUUUGACGAAAUAUGGCCGUCUGUGGAGUUGUGUGGUAUGCAAUCUAAUAAUUAUUUCCUUUUGAAUAAACAACGAUGGCGUCUGUAAAAGUAGCUGUCCGAGUGCGACCGAUGAACACAAGGGAAUGCAAUCUGGAUUCUAAAUGUAUUAUUUCCAUGAAUGGCAACAAGACCAGCAUUACUAAUCUAAAGAUUGCGGGCAAUGGGACGGUAGAGGGGCGGGAACGGGUCAAGAACUUCACGUAUGAUUUUUCAUACUGGUCAGCAUCCCCGAAGGAUCCUCAUUUUGCCUCACAAGAACGAGUUUUCAAGGACCUAGGCACAGAUGUUUUGAAAGCCGCAUUCGAAGGUUACAAUGCUUGCAUAUUUGCAUAUGGCCAAACUGGCUCAGGCAAAACGUUUACAAUGAUGGGUCAACCGGAUGGAGCAGGAUUGAUACCACGGAUAUGCGAGGGCCUCUACACAAGAAUACGGGCAGACAAAAAUGAUGUAUCAUACCGUACUGAAGUUAGCUAUCUUGAAAUUUACAAUGAAAGAGUACGAGAUUUACUAAAAUCUCACAAGGAGCACUCACUAAGAGUGCGGGAACAUCCUCGUGAAGGGCCAUACGUACAAGAUCUGUCAAAACAUUUAGUUUCUGAUUAUUCAGACAUUGAAAGUCUCAUGGAAAGAGGCAAUAUACAAAGGACAACUGCCUCUACUAAUAUGAAUGAUGUUAGCAGUAGAUCGCAUGCCAUCUUUACUAUCACCUUUACUCAGGCUAAGUUUGAGAAUGAUCUUCCAAGUGAAAAAGUGUCCAAGAUCAACUUGGUAGACUUGGCUGGCAGUGAACGAGCAGCCUCAACUGGGGCCACUGGUGACAGAUUAAAAGAAGGGUCACUCAUCAACAAGUCAUUGGUGACACUAGGCAAUGUAAUACAUGCUUUAGCUGAUAUGUCAUCACUGCAGAACAAGCGACAAAUAUUUGUGCCUUAUAGAGACUCAGUCCUUACAUGGCUGCUUAAAGACAGUUUAGGGGGAAAUUCAAAGACCAUAAUGGUUGCCACUAUAUCACCAGCAGACGUUAGCUAUGGAGAAUCUCUUAGCACUCUGAGAUAUGCAAACAGGGCUAAAAAUAUUAUUAACAAACCCACAGUCAAUGAGGAUCCCAAUGUUAAGAUCAUUAGAGAAUUGAGAGCUGAGAUAGAUCGACUAAAAUCUAUGUUAGGAGGACAUAUUAUCUCAGAGUCACCAAAAGAAAGUUAUAUGGUAGACAAACUGCAUGAAAACGAGGCCAUGAUCAAAGUGCUUACAGAAGAGUGGAGCACAAAAUGGAGGGAAACGCAACGUAUUAUGAAGGAAAAAACAUUGGCUUUACGAUCAGAGGGUAUAAGCGUGGUACUGGACUCGGAGCUACCUCAUCUGAUUGGGAUUGACGAUGACUUGCUCAGCACUGGACUUAAGCUGUACCAUGUCAAGGAAGGAAAGACAACAAUUGGGCACUGUGAUGCAGAACGGAGCAAUGAUAUAUUGUUGUAUGGAGUCGAUGUAGCGGAUGAACAUUGUAUGCUAAUUAACCGAGAUGGUGUUGUUACGUUGCAUCCAUUAAAGAAAGCGCUGUGUGCUGUAAAUGGCAAAACAAUUGACAGACCAAUCGCCUUAACACAAGGUUGUAUUGUGUCAAUAGGAAGAACGAAUUUGUUUCGGUUUAACCAUCCUGCUGAAGCCAAACGCCUUAAGAAGGAACUGAACAAUAUGUCAAAAUCAAUGAAUGAUCUAUCAAUGAUGAGAUCAACAGAAAACCUUAUAGCGCCCUCACUGAUGUACAGUCACAACGUUCUUCUUGAAAAGCAGCAAAGAGAAGAGUGGGAGAAGCUAGAAGAAAAGAGACUUCAAAUUCAAGAAUUAGAAGAAAAAUAUAUGCAAUCUGAAGAAAACCGAAGAGUUGAACAGUCAAAAAAAGAACAAGAUAUUGAAGAAAAGCGGAAGAAGCUUGAGAAAUUACGACUUGAGAGUGAAAAUGCAAAAAAGGAAGCUGAAAAUGCUGAGAAAAGGAUAAAAAAUGAGCAAGCCAAGUUGAAGCGACAAAGUCUAGAUGUGCAGAAACAAAUGGAGGAGUUCAAUCUGGAAAAGGAAAAGAUGGAAAAAGAGAGGGAAAGUCGCGUAUUUGAAGCCAGUCAAAUGUUGGAGGAAAGGAUGCAGAUUGAGAAAGAUCGAAUUGAACUCGAACUUGCCAUUGAGGAAGACAAAGUAAAAUUAGAGGAGAUGGUUGAACAGCAUAACAAACUUGUAAAAGAGGCCGAGGAAGAUCUUAAACAAGAACAAGAGAAAAUGAAAAUAGAUUUUGAAGAAAAGAGGAUAAGGCUAGAUUCAGAGAUUAAUCGGUUAGGAGAAAGGAGUCAAGAGCUGGAUAAGGCAAAGCAAGAGGCAGAGGAAGACUUUAAAAAGCGAAAAGAAAUCUUGGACUGGGAGAUAAAUGAGGAAUACCAAGCAUUACAAAAGGAACAGCUGAAGCUUGAGGGGUUGAAACAAAAACUAAAGAUUUCAAAGGAGGCACUGAGCAAGAUGGAGGAAACUGCGUCUGCUGAACUUGCCAAAGAGAAUUUAGAAUUUAUUAAAGCAAAGGAAAAUUUCGAACAACUGAAACAAGUGCAGAUCGAUUCUAUAAGGGAAGCAGAAGAAAAAAUUCGGGAUAAAGCUGAGCGUAUGGUAGGAGAGAUCUGGGAGAAACGUGCAGAACUGGAUGAUAAACGUAGGGAGUUGAUUGAGAGAGAAGGGAAGAAUCAAAGAGCUCUAGAAACUGAGAGUUAUGAAAAUGAGGAAGAAAAACUAAAGUUAAAUGAAGAAAAGCAGGAAAUAGCGAUUGAAAAAGAAAAAAUGGAAAAGGAACAAGAGGAAUUGAAUUGUCAGGAGAUUGAGAUUGAACAAGCGAUAGAGGAAGAAUUUCGCCAUUUGGAGGAACGACGAAAGAAAGAUGAAAAGAUUCUCGAUGAGGAAUGGGCGAAACUACAAAACAUGAAUGGAUGGGAUGUUGAGACUCUAGAGAAAGAGAUUGAAGUUAGAGAACUUGAUUUAAAAGAUAUAAAGAAGAGAGUUAAAGAAAAUGAGAAAGUUCUUAAUGGGGUCGUAAAAAAUCAGGAAGAUUUGACCUCAAAACUUGACCAGGAAGGCAUUGACGUUGUUGAUGGACGGGAAAGGAUUGAAGUGUUGAAAUCUUCACACGAUGCAUCAAAGGAAUCAUUGGAAACCGUGCUGAAGCAACGCGAGCUGCUUAACGAGCAACAGCGCAAAACUGAACUAGAACGUAUACAGUUUUUGAGGGAAAGUAUUUCUGAUAUGGAGGAAGUACAUUGUCUUCUGGUGCAAAAGUCACAGAAGAUUAUGGAAGAGGAGAUGGAGCAGGUGAAGAUGGAGAGGGAGCGAUUGACAGAGAAAGACGACCAGGGGCUUGAUGAUCUUCAGAAGCUUAACGACUACGAGGAAGAGAAGAAGCUGAAGGAGAACAAGUGGAAACUACAAGAGGAGCAACUUCGAUUACAUCAUAAAAUACAUUCCAAAUCAAAAGAAGAGGUACAUGACCUAUCCCCGGAUCUGCACAUCAAGGCUAAGCAUUUGGAGAUUCUUGAAGACCAGAUGCAGGUGAACCAGGCAGAGUUGGAGAAGAAGCAGUUGGAUUUUGAAGGUCAAAGAAAAGCAGAACUUGAAAGAAUUCAAGCAGAGAAAUUAAAGCUUGCUGAAAUGGAGGACCAAGAUAGAUUUCAUAGAAAAGUUGAAGAGGAAGUUAAAAAGAAACUAUUUGAAGAAAAGGUAGAAAGAGAGAAGAAGGAAUUGAUGGAAAAAAAGAAAAUUCAAGACGAGUUGAAACUUCUACAAAAAGCACAUGAAAAAGAAAUUGAACAACUAAAGAAACGAUUUGAAUCAAGGAAAGUUUCUUUUGGAAGCAGGUCUAAUCCGUACGGAAGCUUGAAGAACACUGAUGGGUUCCCUAAUGGAUCUGGUAGAAGGCGGGAAGGGUCCUUUGAUGCACCAUUGGCUGCCCAUACUGAAGAAGUGAAAGACUUAAUCAAGAUCACGAUACCACGGUACAUGUUGCGUGGCCACGGUUGGGACUCUCAUUACGUGUUUGAGGUGCAGAUCACCAUACUGAACGAAACUUGGAUUGUUUACCGACGGUACAGCAAGUUUAGAGAGCUUCAUGAAAUUAUGAAGAAAAAAUACCUUGAGAUUGGAUUGCUUGAGUUUCCACCGAAGAAAUUAUUUGGAAAUAAAUCAGAAAAAGUUGUAUUUAAACGUAGAGGUAAUUUAGAGGAUUAUUUACGGAAUUUCAUCGCUGCAUGUUUGAAGAUUGGACAUUGUCCGAUAGCACCUGGGCCUGGCAGGACAAUCUCCAAGGGAAUUCUUUGUGAAUUUGCACCAUUUUUUAAGAAAGGAGCAUUCGAAACGACAAAGUACGGUACAACGUAAUAUCAGGCCUAGAAACAGAUUUAUAUCAAGAAUAGAUGGCAUUUGAAAGGUGGCAAUCACAUGUUAAGCUUGUACUGCGAUAUCUUGCUGAGAACUCUUGCCUGUGUAUUUGUAUCUUUUUAUCCAAUGUUUUGUUCAGUUGUACUAGAGAUCACAGUGAAACAUGGGGAAUGAUAGGAAUUCUAAAACCACACAAAUAUAUAUUUUUAUUUAUGUAAAUCAUGACAAUGAAAUCUGAAGAAUUUUAAUCUGGUAUCCAGCAUAGCAUAAUAGUUCUGCUUCGGUGGUUUUCAAUACAGGGAAAGGUAAAACCUGUAGAUAUUCCAAACUAACAGUACUUGAAAGUUUAAGGUAUUAAUAAAAUUCUGGACAAGAAUGUUGGAAAAAGGCACUAUUAAUAAAGAUAAGUAAACAAAUUUAUUUGCAAUGAAAAAAUAAUUAAUCAAUUAAUUAGAAAAUAAUUGUAGUACAAUAAAUGUAGUACAUUCAUAAUUGAAACUAAUAGAUAGAACUAAUAAGGUUAUUUUUAAUAUAAUAAUUUUAAUAUUUUAAUAAAAUAUUUAAAUAAUGUAAAUUUUAUUUUUAUUUGGGUAGCUAAGAGCUAUAAAAAUGGUGUGCUGAGGUUUAUUAUUUGCUUUCACUGCCCCCUUAUUUAAUGAUUGUUAAGAUACCAUUUGCCAUAGUUAAAUUGCUUGAAUAGUUUUGGCUACACAAAAAUUGAAAGUGCUUCCCUAUAUCUGUGCAAUUGGUGAUACAUUUGUAUAUAAACACAUAAAUAUUUUUGUAAUAAGCACAAUCAAGAAGCCCAUGUUACAUGAAAUGAUGAACAUAAAUAAGUUGCGUGUCAAAUUAUUUUUUUUUUCUAACUCAAUACAUUUUCCAAGUCAUGAAGUUAUUAAUUAGGUCUAUUUUAAUUGGUUUUUUUUUUUUUCAAAUAAACACUCUACAAAAAAUUAUGGGCAUUGGUAUGGACAUAUGGUACCCUGAUAUGGACAGUUCUAUUUUCUUUAUUGGAGUGUUCAUUUAAGGAUAAAAUCGCAAUAGUUAGUUUAUCCAGGUACAUUAUCCAACCCAUAGACUACUGAUAUCACUGUUAAUUUGUGUAUGUUAAGUUAUUAAUUUAUAAGGCUUAUAUUAUGGACUUUAAAGACCAAGGUGCUUCACAUUUUUAGCCUGGUAAUUGGACACUAAUAAUCAUUGCAAUGUGCAACCUCCUACUCCAUAGGGGGUAUACCUACUCAUGAAUAUUUGACAAAGAUAAUAAAUAUUCAGUUAAAAGGUCAUGAAUAUUCAGCAAUUAUCAAUACAUUCAACAUAGGGCAUUCACAUUCUACUUUGUAACCAAUACUUCUGGGUGGAGAGAGAUAAAACAUAGAUGAAGUGCCUUUGAGAUAUUUAUUCUCAAUAUUUUAAUUUAUUGGCUUUUGUAUUGUCCCUUUUCUGGACAUUUUCUAUUUUAACUUUAGCGAUAUACAUUUUAAAAUACUAAUGUUAAUAAUAUUACCAUUUGUAUAUCAAUUUUAACAAUCAUGAGUUUCAUGUAUUUUUUUUCUUCUCUCAUUCCUGUUUGGACAAAUUUUUUAACGUAAGAAUAUUCAUUUAUCGGAAUGGUACUUACUGUUGAAUGAAAUUGAUGCUUUAAACUUGAUUAAAUUUAUAGUCAUAUAAUAUUACCAUGAAUAAUUGAUUAUAACCUUUACAUUGGUAAUGUACUUGUAAUUUAUCAACAUUUGACCUUGUAGUGAACUUAGUUAUUAUGGCGUCAGUAUGGAUCCAGGUGCUGCCAGUAAUAAUGUAUUGAAAGAGAGGCUGGUCAAAUGUUUUUCUGGAAGAUGAUGGUUCCUUUACUUUCUAAUCUGAUUAGAAGACCUUAAGUCAAAAUUUGUAUGCAUCUUUCAUGACUUAUUACACAAACUCAUAAUCUAUUCUAAUAAUGAAUUAAUGAUAUAGUGCAUUACCCAAGAGCAUAAAUGUACUUUAAAAAAUGAAAUGUUGGAAUUAAGAAAAAACGUUUUAAAUGUGUUCAAUGGGGCUUUGAGGACACUGAUGGAAAUUUCCUGUUGAAUUUGCAAAUAUGUUAUUUGCCCGGGUUUGCAAUUUUUAGGAGUGGGAUGGAGGAGGGUGGUGGUAGUGUUGAGGGGAUCCAAUUUAUUUUGACAGUCAAACCAGGGAGGGGUGGGUGUUGUAUAUUAAUUAAUAUUUGUAACUAAUUUGGUAUUAUCUAUGAAGUGAGAUGAAGAGUGAGGGGCAGUAUUUGAAUCAACUUACAUAACACAAACAUUAGUAGUCAACAUAAGGGGGGAGGGAGUUCCAUGUGUCAUGUGCCCCUUCUCUCAUCUUGAUUUGCUAUUUGAUUUAAUAGAUGAAUAUAGUAUUAAUGAAAUUACCCUUCUGCUAAACCCAGCCCUUCAAUAUUUUUUUAUCUACAAAACGACAGCAUAAAUGUACUGUUGACAUUUGACAACUCAUGUGUGCAUGUUAUCCUGGCUCUGUUCUGAUUGGCCAAUUGUCCAGUUUGGCACUUGUAUUAAUAAAACAAAUAGCUGUGUGAUGAACAACUCACAAAUAAGUGUAAUUUUGAGUCCAUCCAAUCUAUAGUACACUCACCUUGAAAUUAUGGUUAUGUAUCAAGUUUUCAAUGAAUAAAAAAAAACUCCAUUUUUGUCAAAUAUUUCAGAAUUAAUACAGGUCUCCCUCUAAUUAAAUACCCCUUCAAUUAAUGACCACUUCCAAUUAAAGACCGUUUUUCUGUGGUCCCAGAGUAAUGGAUGUCUUUUAUCUUUAUUAUUCUAAUUAGAGACCAAAGCUGCUAAAAGACCAUGGAAAUCACAGUCCCAAAAGUGGUCUUUAAUUAGAGAGAGACCUGUAUGACCAGGGGAAGGGAUGUUUUACUAAGCUUUUCUUGCAAAUUGUCUAAUUUAGCAUGUUACAUAUUAAUAGGUUGAGAAAAGGGGUUUUUAGAAAGUAGUGAUUUAUAAAUUAUACAAUUGUAUAUUUGAUAUUAUUGAGUUUGAAGGGCCAUUUCUUUAUUUAUUUGGUAUUUUUUUUAAAUGUAAAUAAAUAUCGCCCUACCGAGGUAAUGUUUGGCAAUUUUGUCUAAGCAGUAAUGCCAUAAUUAUGGGAUGUUAAAAGCAAUAACAGGUCUGUUCUUGAUGGGCACAAUCUGUGAAACAAUCUUGAUUUGUUCAUAAAUUAUUUUCAUAUUUUCGAAUGGUUUUUAUAAUGAUUCUCUUUGUAUUUCUCACGAUAAUCCUAAAAAAGGUGAUUGGUCUUGUAAAUUGUUUUGGAAAUGAACUUUUUAUAAUAAAUACAUUGAAAUAACGUCUAA
Messenger RNA from Anneissia japonica, 7802 nucleotides. Its product is annotated as kinesin-like protein KIF16B. Gene Ontology annotation, molecular function: microtubule binding; phosphatidylinositol binding; microtubule motor activity. The coding region runs from base 107 to 4474 and encodes 1455 amino acids. NCBI's taxonomy places the organism in Eukaryota, Metazoa, Echinodermata, Crinoidea, Comatulida, Comatulidae. Gene Ontology annotation, biological process: microtubule-based movement. The transcript has 31 exons. The record is from RefSeq and is a predicted model, not a curated record.